GACAUUCUACAGCGGCGAGUGUGGCUGCUGCAUGACUUGUGUCUUAUAUUCUCAAACCUGGCAGCCUUGCUUCCUGGAUUCUGGACUCUCAGGCAACAUGCAUAUUCAGAGGCAGCAAUCUUCCUGGCAAGUGGAGCAUCAAGUGGGAUAUACCACUCCUGUGAUGUUGGCCUCUGGUGUUUUCUCAAAUUCAAUGUCCUUCAAUUCCUAGACUUCUGGCUCUCAUUCAUGGCCAUCAUCACCACAUUCUUGUUCAUUCCAACCAUAGCCGACCCAGUCAGAGGAUCCAUUCGAGUCAUAGCAGUAAUUAUCACAGCCACACUGACUGUAAUCGGACCGACAAGAUCUGUCAACGUGGCUGCUACGUUUGCUCUAGGAGCACUCUGCCUUUUACUGGGAUGGCUGAUCCAGUACUUCACAGAUCACCACAGAGGAAGAAGACAAUUGCAGGAAUGGCCAAUCCAAGUAAUGAUUAAAAUAGUGAACAGAGGGUUGAGAUGGGAAUUUGUGGGGUUAGGUUUUGUAAUGUUGGUAUUGGCUGGUGGCAGUAUGAAAAUGGAGACUGCUCCAAGUUACUGGAUUUGGCAUAGCUUGUGGCAUCUUUGUAUAUAUGUCAGUGCUUUUUUCUUCCUUUGCUGCAAAUUGCAGACAACUUCUGAGGGUGAAAGUGUCCCCAGGGGGAACUGCAGCAGUUGUACAUGUAGUUCUAAUGCUCAAGUAUAGAGAUGAUAAAUUAGUGGAUUAAGAUUUCUUCACUUGUAGUUGUAAGUUUAUGUAUUUUCUAUAUACACCCACAAAGCUUGG
Messenger RNA from Linum tenue, 804 nucleotides. The record is from the annotation of a GenBank genome assembly. Lineage: Eukaryota; Viridiplantae; Streptophyta; Magnoliopsida; Malpighiales; Linaceae.